AAAUCCCACGACGAGAAGCACUCCAACAAUGGCGACAUGAUUCGCGACAUCACCAUUGGGUUUGCCGAUGGCCUUACGGUCCCUUUUGCCCUGACUGCCGGCCUGUCGUCCCUGGGAAGCACCAAGCUUGUCGUUAUUGGCGGUCUGGCUGAGCUGUUCUCUGGUAUGAUCAGUAUGGGCCUGGGCGCGUACCUGGCCGCCGCCACGGAGCGUCAGCACUGGGAGGCCGAGUACCAGCGCGAGGCCUGGGAGGUGGACCACUGCUUCGACCGCGAGCGCGAGGAGAUCUUUGAGAUCUUUGACCGGUACGGCAUCUCGCGCGAGGGCGCCCGCGGCGUGGUCAACGAGCUGUGCGUCAGCCACCCCAAGGGAAAAGAGCGCUGGGUCCGCUUCAUGAUGGACUUUGAGCUGCAGCUGCAGGAGCCUGACACCAGCGCCGCCUGGAAGUCCGCCGCCACCAUGGGCCUGGCCUAUUUCGUCGGUGGCCUUGUGCCCAUGAUUCCUUACUUUAUCAUGGCUCGUGCCCAGGAGGCUCUGUUUGUGAGCAUCGCCAUUACUGUUGUGAUUCUGCUGCUGUUUGGUUACAUCAAGAGCUGGGUCACGAUUCGCACCACCAAGGCCGGCAUCUGGGGUGCCGUUCAGACGCUGCUGAUCGGCGCCGCGGCUGCUGCCACGAGCUAUGUCAUCGUGCGGCUAUUGGAUUCU
This is a messenger RNA of Cryphonectria parasitica EP155, 705 nucleotides long. RefSeq names its product DUF125-domain-containing protein. Gene Ontology annotation, cellular component: fungal-type vacuole membrane. Gene Ontology annotation, biological process: intracellular manganese ion homeostasis. The record is from RefSeq and is a predicted model, not a curated record. Gene Ontology annotation, molecular function: manganese ion transmembrane transporter activity; iron ion transmembrane transporter activity. The transcript is spliced from 3 exons. Lineage: Eukaryota; Fungi; Ascomycota; Sordariomycetes; Diaporthales; Cryphonectriaceae. The annotation marks the transcript as partial.